CUCCAGAUCGCCCAGCUAGAUGCACACCAGCCUUGUCCAGCUCAGCCCAACGCCGUGCGUGACAUUUGACACCUUGUAAUUCAGAGCUAGAACAAGUUUCAUUGGUCGCCAGGCAGUUGCUCGCCUGCAGCAAGCAAGCUGUGAUGUCCCCGCUCCACUAACUAGUGGUGCUGCGUGGACGUGACAUCAUCGGUUCCAGUGUCAAGCUUAGCUGGCGCAUCACUCCAACCCCUCCACACCCUCUGAACAGAUCAUUCACAUCAAUUGUUUCCCCGACACUAAAAAGACCUACAGACACUUCACACCUCCAUACAAAAAAUGGAUAAGAUCAAGGAGAAGCUUCACAUCGGCUCCAGCCGCCGCAAGUCACAGCCCGAGAACGACAUCUCUGCUACGUCAGGCACAUCGAACACAGUGCACAGCACCACCUUCAACUCGGGCCCCGGUCACGCCGCCCCUGCUGGCGCCGCUGGCACCCACGGCGGUAACACUAUCGAGGACACCUAUGAGGACCGUGGCAGCUUCGAUGAGGAGCUAGCAACCAUGUCCCCAGACGAGCGCGUAGCCUACCUCAGGGAGUACGACGAUUCAGACAAGCACGACGAGCCCAAGAAGGGUGGCUUGAUUGAAAAGCUGAUCGCGCGCGGCAACAAGAGAACCGAGGAGCAGCUCGAACGCGAGCACGCUGAGAGGACGGCUGGGCAGACCAACCUCAGUGGCGCUGCUGCCACCGCUGGCCAGAACCCCGUUAUUCGAUAAACGGUUUCUGUGGUCUCCAUGACAAGCAAGAGCAAGACAUGGGACAAUGAUUUGAGUGGAGAAUGAGCGGUUCAACGGUCUUACCCAGCCUCGCCUAACGAUCAAUUAAACCUUACGAACUCCUAUUCAAGUGCCAUACCGUGAACGCUCUACUACAGUUUGCAUCGAGGACACUUCUUGGAAUCACUGCACCGAAGCUACCCAUUUUUCAGCUCGUAACUGACAAACUCCAAACUCGAAGCACAUACCCUAGCCCCUAAUGUGCUUCAGCAAUAUUGCCGCAAGCUUCCCCAAACCCUUUAGAUCCACCGCGCCGAGCUCGAGAUAUAC
Didymella exigua CBS 183.55 is the source of this 1089-nucleotide messenger RNA. RefSeq lists its product as uncharacterized. Lineage: Eukaryota; Fungi; Ascomycota; Dothideomycetes; Pleosporales; Didymellaceae. The record is from RefSeq and is a predicted model, not a curated record. Bases 319 to 759 code for a protein of 146 amino acids. The transcript is spliced from 2 exons.